Rosa rugosa (rugosa rose) is the source of this 957-nucleotide messenger RNA. RefSeq names its product F-box/kelch-repeat protein At3g06240-like. The coding region runs from base 1 to 957 and encodes 318 amino acids. The record is from RefSeq and is a predicted model, not a curated record. NCBI's taxonomy places the organism in Eukaryota, Viridiplantae, Streptophyta, Magnoliopsida, Rosales, Rosaceae. Gene Ontology annotation, molecular function: protein binding. The transcript has a single exon.
AUGGGGGGAAAGCACAUACCAGAAGAUAUUAUAGUGGACAUCCUCUCCAGGUUACCUGUCAAAUCCCUGUGCCGAUUCCGCUGUGUUUCAAAACGCUGGCGUUCAAUAGUGUCUGAUCCGCAGUUCGCCAAGGUUCAGUUUAAAGUAGCUUCUGAGCAGAAAACUCUGAGUCGCAGACUCCUCCUCUGCCGCAACACCUCUGAAAUUGAAUCCUUCGACUUGGAGACGCCGUGGUAUGCAGACACUCACUUUCUUAGAAAGCUUACCGGUCCAUUCGAGUAUCGGGAACGGCCCCCUUUUGUCAAUGUACUAGGCUCUUGCAAUGGUUUGGUAUGUGUGGCAACUCGUUAUCCUCUAACUUGUUUUUACAUCUGGAACCCAUCAACUGGAUUCUCGCAUAAUCUACCCGAUCCAGGUUUUUCCAAUGAAACGAACUACAUUAGCUACAGUGGUUUUGGCUAUUUGCCGGCCACUGACGACUACAAAGUUCUGGUGGCCGCAUCCGAUAUAGUUUCUCCGGGUGAGGAGGUGGUGGUGGAGGUCAAGAUCUUCUCAACAAGAGCUGGCUUUUGGAAAAGGAUUGAAUCACCUUUCAAGUUCUACCUCACCUAUUCAACUUCUGCAGCUCUUUUGGAGGAGACACUUCAUUGGGUAUGCGACUCUGUAGAAGCAGUUAUCUAUGCUUUUGAUCUGGUGACGGAGAAGUUUCGGGAAAUGCCCACUUUGGACCAAAAUGAUAAUACAAUUCAUCUUCUAAAUGUAGAUUCUUACGGAGGAUCCUUGUAUGGGUUUCGUCAUGGGUAUGAUGCUUGGGAUUCUAUUGAUUUAUGCGUCAUGAGAGAAUAUGGGGUGAGUGACUCUUGGACUAAGCUCUUGAACAUAAACUUUUCGAAUCAGCUUGAGUCUGAGUACAUGCAUGCAGAUGCUUCUCUUCCCCUUCUUGGCUACCGAAACUAG